This is a messenger RNA of Nannospalax galili (Upper Galilee mountains blind mole rat), 2741 nucleotides long. RefSeq names its product TRAF-type zinc finger domain containing 1 (gene Trafd1). NCBI's taxonomy places the organism in Eukaryota, Metazoa, Chordata, Mammalia, Rodentia, Spalacidae. The record is from RefSeq and is a predicted model, not a curated record. The transcript has 13 exons. The coding region runs from base 253 to 1992 and encodes 579 amino acids.
GGAGGGUGGUGGCGGGGCUGCGGCGGGGCCGCUGUUGGUGUUGGGCGUCGGAGGCAGCUGUGGCUGCGGCGGUACUGCAUUCCCGCUCCGGUCUGAGAGGUAGGAUUGCAGCUAUAUGACAGCACACCCAGUUUUAUGGCUAGUGAUCGAACCCAGGACUUCCUGCAUCCUGAGCAAGCACCAUACCAGCUGAACCAGAUCCCUAACAUGAGCAUAUCAAUUUGAUGGUACCUUUGCCAGGAAGAGCUAAAGAUGGCUGAAUUUCUGGAUGACCAGGAAACACAGUUAUGUGACAACUGCAAAAAAGAAAUCCCUGUGUUUAAUUUUACCAUCCAUGAAAUCCACUGUCAAAGGAACAUUGGUGUGUGCCCUGUCUGCAAGGAACCAUUCCCGAAAUCUGACAUGGACAUUCAUGUGGCCACAGAGCACUGUCAGGUGACUUGCAAAUGUAACAAGAAGUUCGAGAAGAGGCUUUUAAAGAAGCAUGAGGAGACUGAGUGCCCUCUGCGACUUGCUCUCUGUCAGCACUGUGAUUUGGAGCUUUCUGUUCUCAAACUGAAGGAGCAUGAAGAUUACUGUGGUGCUCGGACAGAGCUGUGUGGCAACUGUGGGCGCAAUGUGCUUGUGAAAGAUCUGAAAACUCACCCUGAAGUUUGUGGGAGAGUAGAGGAGGAAAAGAAAAAUGAGGCUUCUCCUAAUGCAUAUGAUGAAUCUUGGAGUCAGGAUGGAAUCUGGAUUGCAUCCCAACUACUCAGACAAAUUGAGACUCUGGACCCACCUAUGAGGCUCCCUGGAAGGCCCCUGAGAGCUGUUGAAUCAGACCAUUUCCACAAUAGGACUGCUAGCCAGAGGAACAUGACAGCCCAUUUUCCAGUUCAGAAUAAUCUGUUUGAAGAACAAGAAAGGCAGGAAAGGAAUAGAAGCCAACAGCCUCUGAAAGAGAGUGGAGAAAAUACUGCAAACUUAGACUUCAUGUUGGCCCUGAGUCUGCAGAAUGAGGGCCAGGCUUCUAGCACGGCAGAGCAGAGCUUCUGGAGGGCUGUGUGUGAGGCAGAUCCAGCUCAUGGUGGGCCCUCUUCUCUGAGUGAAAUAAAGGGUGCAGCUGAUGAAACUAUGCUGCCUUGUGAGUUCUGUGAGGAGCUGUACCCAGUGGAGCUGCUCAUUGACCAUCAGACAAGCUGUAACCCUUCACGUGCCUUACCUUCAUUGAACACUGGCAGCUCUUCCAUCAGGGGGAUGGAAGAUCCUGGUGUCCUCUUCCAGAACUUUCUACAGCAGGCUACAAGUAACCAGUUAGGGUCUUUAAUGGGCCUGAACAAUUCACCCUCUGUGGAAGACAGCAUCAUCAUCCCCUGUGAAUUCUGUGGAGUUCAGCUGGAAGAAGAGGUGCUGUUCCACCAUCAGGACCAGUGUGACCAACGCCCAGCCACAGCGAACAACGAUAGGAUGGAGGGCAUUCCUAGGCAUGAUACCCAGCCUCAAGAGACCUCACCAGAGCUGCUCAGGAGGCGUGCCAAACACCAGGGCGACCUGUCUUCUGACUACAUGGAUGAUAUCAAGCAGGAAAUAGCAAAAGGAUCUACCUACUUGCUGCCUCCCAGCAGAACCAUGAACAAUAUGACUACCUGUAACCGACUAUUGAAAUCACCAUCAGGCCUGAGAUCAGAGUGCCAGCCCAGCCAUCCUCAUGUGCUGAAACUCAAUAGCUCGGAUAACCAGGACAUUUGGGGGCAGAGUAGGGGCAGCCAGAAUGGGCCCAUGGCCUCUGGGCAUGUUCCAGUAAGCCACUCUGUUCGAAAUCUCUAUCCAGAAAACCUUGUGCCCUCUUUUCCCCAUGGGCCCACAGGGAGAUACGGAGCCAGUGGCAGGAGUGAAGGUGGCAGGAGCUCCCGGGUCAUCCCUGCAGCUGCCAGUUACCACAACAGAGCUGCAAAGGCAAAGCCUCCAAAGCAGCAGGAAGCCGGGGAUGCAGAGGAGGAAGAGGAGGAGUAGUGGUGACUGUGGAGGACCCUCAAUGGUCCCUACCCUCUAUGCAUAGCAGCACUUGCUGGUGCAGGGCCUGCUUGCCUCUCACACUCUUCAGGCAGGGGAGACCCUCCAAUUUUCAUUUUUUUCUAGGUUAUGGCCAUUUUAUGUCUUUGAGAUUGUGCUGUGGGUGUUUGGGUUUGAGGGAGGGCUAGGAGGGAGGCUGGUGGGAAAUGUUUCAGCCCUCGCUGCUAUUGUUGGCCAGCAGUGAGAUCCAGUACAGUAGUGGCCCUCGGCCCACCAGGGCUCCAUCCUUAGAUACUGUCAGCAUUGCUUCUUGGUGCUUUGUGGUCCUGGUGGAAGGAGAGGGUUCUGGAAAACUGGUAGCUGCCGGUGAAGCGAUUUUCUUCCCUCUGAGAGCCUCAACUUGGGUUUUGGGUAUCCCCCUGCAUUCCUGCCCUCUUCAACCUCUGGACUAGUGAGUGGAGCAGCUCUAAACUCUGCUGGUUUCAGUGUGUUGGGAACAUGUCCAGCGGGAGGUAUGUGGACUAGAGGUCCUCUCAGUGUGUAGUGUCACUCACUGCCCUCUGUUCCUGAUGGGAAACAUGGCUGCUUUGUUUUCACUGCCCUCAUUUAAAGGCUAAGACAGGCUGCCCCCACUAGGGCCACACCGAGCCUAUUCCUGUAAGGACUGAGGCUCCAGCCCCUUCCCUUUUUAUUUUAACUGUUCUAAUUAUCAACUUCCUUAGAAAUAAAAAAUUUGUACUUAGAGCUCA